GUGUGUAGUCAUGCGGACUGUCCCCAGUUGUGUGUCGUGACCAAUGGGGCUGCUUCAUGCACGUGCUAUGCCGGAUACAGUCUCGGACAGGACAACAGAACCUGUACGGAUAUCGACGAAUGCCAGGGCAAGAAAAAAAUCUGCAGCCAUUUGUGCAAAAAUACCGCAGGAGGCUUUCAGUGCUCCUGUUUACCUGGCCACAAGCUGGUCUCAGAUGGAAAGACGUGUUUACGUUGUCCUAACGGUUUCUAUGGCCAUAAGUGUAACCAGGUGUGUCGAUGCAACGGACAGGGCAGGUGUGACCCUGCAAGGGGCUGCGUGUGCUUCCCUGGGUGGGAGGGCAGCAACUGCGACAAGGAUGUGAAUGAGUGCGACAGAAAGCUGGACAAUUGCUCGUCCAGACAAGUCUGUCAGAAUUCUUUUGGAGGCUUUUCCUGCACUUGCCAAAGAGGUUUUGAAAGGACCACAAGUGGAGCAUGCAAAG
Molecule: messenger RNA, 484 nt
Organism: Candidula unifasciata
Lineage: Eukaryota; Metazoa; Mollusca; Gastropoda; Stylommatophora; Geomitridae
Source: the annotation of a GenBank genome assembly